Molecule: messenger RNA, 1674 nt
Organism: Coprinopsis cinerea okayama7#130
Lineage: Eukaryota; Fungi; Basidiomycota; Agaricomycetes; Agaricales; Psathyrellaceae
Product: histone deacetylase RPD3
Exons: 8
Coding region: 1-1674 (557 amino acids)
Molecular function (GO): histone deacetylase activity
Source: RefSeq, a predicted model, not a curated record
AUGUCGAAACGCAAAGUCGCUUAUUUCUACGAUCCUUGCGGGCUAACGAACAUUGCAGCCGAUGUGGGUUCGUAUACGUAUGGGUUGGGCCACCCCAUGAAGCCUCACAGAAUAAGGGUGACACACGAUCUUGUGACGGCCUACGACAUGCUGGACCAGAUGCACGUUUUGCGACCAACACGCGCAACCGCCGAGACAAUGACCAAGUUUCAUACCGAUGAAUACGUGCAUUUCCUGAACAGAGUAACGCCAGAGACGGCAGAAGAGUUGACGUACCAUGGAACACGAUUCCUGGUCGGCGAAGAUAACCCAGCCUUUGAAGGAGUGUUCGAGUUUUGUUCAAUAUCGGCGGGAGGGUCAAUAGGUGCUGCGCAACGCAUUGCAUCUGGAGCGGCCGACAUUGCCAUUAAUUGGGCUGGAGGCCUGCACCACGCCAAGAAGCGCGAAGCCUCAGGGUUCUGCUACAUCAAUGACAUUGUACUCGGCAUACUCGAACUUCUACGGAUAUACCCCCGCGUUCUGUACAUCGACAUCGACUGCCACCACGGAGAUGGUGUUGAAGAGGCGUUCUACACGACAGACCGAGUGAUGACAUGCAGCUUCCACAAGUUUGGAGAAUAUUUCCCUGGAACGGGUACGCAAGAGGAUCGCGGGCGUGGCAAAGGGAAGGGAUAUGCGGUGAAUGUACCGCUGAAGGAUGGUAUCACAGAUGAAAGUUUUAAGAGUGUUUUCGAACCAGUUAUCAGCAAGAUUCUAGAAGUGUUCAAACCAUCAGCUGUCGUGCUCCAAUGUGGUGCCGAUUCCCUCGCAGGCGACAAGCUCGGAUGUUUCAACCUCACGAUGUACGGCCAUGCUCAUUGCACGCAAUUCCUUCGCAAACACAACAUCCCUCUGAUCCUGUUGGGCGGUGGAGGUUACACCGUGAAGAACGUCGCCCGAACGUGGACAUAUGAAACCGCCUGCGCCCUCGGAAUAGAGAAUGAUAUUGACGUCAACCUUCCCUGGAAUCCUUACUUCGAAUGGUUCGGACCUAGAUACCGGUUAGAAGUGGCAGAGAACAACAUGGACGACCUCAACAUUAAGGAGGGAAGCUUGGAUAAAGUUCGAAUUAACGCCCUUGAGCAAUUGCGGGAACUUACUCCAGCUCCCUCGGUGCAGCUUCAAGACGUCCCAAGGGACAGCGUUGGAAAGCACCUUGGAUUCGGUAUUGACGAUGGACAACCUAGAGAUGACCUGGACGAGCGCCUAGCCCAACACGCCCGGUACAUCUACAACUUGCAAGAGUCGGCAGAAGCGCCGUCCUCUGAUUCAGAAGAAGGCUCUUCCGACUCCGACGACUCCUCAGCCAGCCACUGGAACCGACAGCGUUCGCGACGUAUCGGCACAGGCAAGAAGCGCAUGAGCUUGCUCACCAACCAAUACUACGAUAUCCCACACGAGUACGGCUUCUCUCCACAUGACUACCACGGCCAUCUAUCCAAGACGACUCGCCGGCGCUUCUUCCAGAGUGGUUCUCGGUGGGACGAGAAUGUUGAGCAGGUCAUCAACGACAGGAUGCAGAGUGUCAAUGGUUAUCCGAGACAUUCUUUGUCGGCGACGAUGGAGCGGGGUGGGAGCUGGGGAGAUCGGGGUGGGGAGGACGAUGACUGGGAUGGUGAUGUGUCGAUGCAUUAG